This is a messenger RNA of Arachis ipaensis, 1077 nucleotides long. RefSeq lists its product as uncharacterized. Lineage: Eukaryota; Viridiplantae; Streptophyta; Magnoliopsida; Fabales; Fabaceae. Gene Ontology annotation, molecular function: protein binding. The record is from RefSeq and is a predicted model, not a curated record.
UACCUAAAUUCAAUUCAUUGCUCUUCAAUUCAGGCCCUUCUCUAUCUUUAGAACUUUAUGAAGGUUUUGAUUGUGUUAUUUCAUCGGUACUUUUUCUAUUAGUCCCACAAUUAAUUUGGGCUUGAAGUUCCAAGUCAUUUGGGGAAAGAAACAAGAGAGAGAAGAAAAAUGGAUGAAAGUGAAAGUGGUGACAUUGAUUGGGAAAAUGAACUGAGAAAUUUUCAGAAUGCAAUAGCCACAGGGACCAAGUCCAAGAGAAUCAAAGCCAUGGCAAUGCUUGCUCGUUACUCCAAACACGCCCCUGAACAUGUAUUGGCUCGCACCAUACCCUUUCUUAUGGUGAUCCUUGGCCACAAUAACCGUUCAAAUGAUUCUGCCAAUUUCUCUCUUCAAAUGGCUUCAGCUUAUUGCUUGAAGUGCAUAGCUUGCAGGAGUGACGAGUUGGUAACUCAAAUGGGUGCAAACGGUGCUGCGCAAUUGCUUAUGAAUUUGUUGCCUCAUUCUGAUGGGAUGUUUCUGAAAGUUCUUGUGAAAUGCUUGUUGGUUGUGGUUGGUUUUUGUAACACAAGUAGGGCUGUUGUUGCAACUGGUGGUGGGUUAGGUAUCAUUGUAAAUAAGUUGAGUUCUUGCGAGGAUCGGGAAAUUCGAAGGUAUUUGUUGGAGAUUCUGAGUUUGUUGGCGCUACGGCGGAAUGUUAGGAGGGAAAUAGUUAGGCUUGAUGCUCUUCACUAUGUUGUGGAGGCUGUUGGUGUUGGUAGUAUGGUCUCUAGAGAAAGGGCAUGCCAAGCAAUUGGGAUGUUUGGAGUUACAAGAGAAGGUAGGCGGGCUGUUGUUGAAUUGGGUGCAAUACUCCCAGUUGUGGAGCUAUUUUGCAGCAGAGAUCACACCACGAAGCUUGUGGCUGGGAAUACUCUUGGUGUGAUCUCUGCCUAUGUUGAUUGCAUUAGGUCAAUUGCUCAAGCUGGGGCUAUCCCCCUUUAUUCCGAGCUUCUUGAAGGGGGCGAUCCUUCUGGUAAGGACAUCGCGGAGGACGCAUUUUGCGUGUUGGCUGGAGAGAAAUUUCCAUGUAUAGAAUAG